GUGAAUAGUUAAAAAGAGUACUUCAUUUAAGUUAGUGGAUAAGUUAUUCAUAGGCUUUUAACACUCAGCAUACAUCAUAACUAUCGAUCAACGGAUGUUUAAACUAUAUUUCGGCCAACCUAGAUAAUAUAGUUAGACUGGAUAUAGGAGAGCAGGGGUGUGUGAAGUAGUAUAAGCAGCACUAAACAGCAAACCGCAGACGCAUGGCUGCUAAGUUCUUCUCCGAGCGCGCCUCGCUCGAGAUUCUGUGCAGCAUGUUAGAAUGCGUUGCCUCCCCGAACGACGUGCUCGCCUUUGCCUUGACGUGCCGACACAUGGCUGAUGCAUGGCACGUUGGCAACACGGGCGUCUUGACUGUCUGGCGCAUCUGGCAGGAAGAUAUGCCAGCAGUAGAAGAGGCCCUGAUUGCCGUCCGGGUAACAGAGCUUGUUUAUGAUACAGAGUGCCAAGGCGUGCCGCACCCUGAAUCAAUUGACCCUUCUCGGUUCACGAGCAACGCUGCUCGUCCCACGGCGCGUGAGCUCGGUCAUGUCUGGCUCCUCCAUAGCCUUGCCCUUGGCCUCGAAGGUACGCUGCGCAGUCCACAUGGUUUUGAUGACUACCAUCUACCGAGCGGUGUCAACUGGGAUCAGCAGCAGACACCAGGGGCUGAGCAACCAGAAAGGCUUGCUGAGUGGAGGGUUGGCUUUCACCGAGCGGCCUACCGAUGCCUCAUCGCUGGUGCGGUGCUCGCCUACGCCUACAGUGAACCCCUCUACCAGUGCGGCGCGCAGGAGACGGUAAACGACGAGCAGAGCAUCCUGCUCUCAGGAUUUCCCGCGUACAACAUUGAAGCUAGUAUGGAGGAGCAGGACGCCAUAUUUGGCCCCUUCGCUGACUGGCUAUUGGAGAAUAUCCUUGCCAAUACCGCAGAGGUAGCUGCUAUAACUGAUCGCUUUGAUAAGAGACAAGGGCGAGCAUGGUGCUGCAGGGAUUUACAGAGCGACGAUGAAGACGCUGGGUCGGAAGAUGAACUUGAUGACGGGUGCCCAGUCCAGCUUAAGGGCAGGGCUGGCAUCGAUUCCCAUGCUCAGGCACACUACGUUGCCUGGGAAGUCAUGAAGAUGCUCUGGCAGCAAGAACACAUCCUCCUGUCCAUGUAUAACAGCCGAUUUCCGCACCACAAAGGCCAGGGAUCAUCUGAAAAGAGCUGCAUUAUUGCACCAUUUGGCCUCUUUUGCUGCGCUCAUGUGGACAUUAUUACGCCGCCAGCCAGAUACGCGCCACAGCUCGCGCUUGAUGCUCGCGAUCCAAACGAUUCUAAGCGGCCUAUGGAUAUUUUCUCCGUACUGGAUAUCAUAGGACCAAAACAAGACCACCUAAGCCAAGAUGCGGUACCGGCACCGCUCGAGCUACAGUUCUUUCGAUACUUCUUGCAGAAGCACCUCGGACUAUCGUUUUGGGAGGACUUUUUCGAUACGGAGAGUCGCUAUGCCAUUGAAGAUGGCCAAAACUGGACCGAAUUCAUGAAGUGCCUACAGCUCUUCGCGCUCGAUGAUGUGCCAAACCGCUGGCCUUCCAAAGGUCUCUCCACCGCCGCGGGGGCCGACUUUAUAGAUGGCACGGAAUUUUUAGUAAAGGCUAGAUGAUGCAUUGGAUGGGAAUGUAAAUGUGCAACUUUAUACUAUGCACCUUGCCGAACCCGGAGGCUAAGCUACUGAUCCAGGCCAAUACGAUCUCAGAUGUGCCGUUGACUCCCUCUGUGCGCAGUGGCAUAGUUACGCAGCGUGUAAGAGCGGUAUAUGUAAAGCAAAACAAGUCACUUGGCAUAAAACGGUUCAUAAAACAUCAGUUUCAUAAAUUUCAAGACAAUUAGUACC
This is a messenger RNA of [Torrubiella] hemipterigena, 1859 nucleotides long. The record is from the annotation of a GenBank genome assembly. NCBI's taxonomy places the organism in Eukaryota, Fungi, Ascomycota, Sordariomycetes, Hypocreales, Clavicipitaceae.